AUGGCCCAUAUGGACCUUGAUGAUGUUGCUCACACUAUGCCUCUUCGCUACUGGUUACAUACCUACCCGUCCAAACCUCGCGUCUUCAUCCUGUCCGACAUCCUCAAUGAGCCAGAUGACUCGGAGUCACUCGUCCGCCUUUUACUCUAUACGGACCAACUUGACAUCCGCGGCCUUGUGGCCACAACGUCAACUUGGUUGCGUAACGCGACACACCCCGAAGAGAUGCACAAGAUUGUCUCGGCAUAUGGCAAAGUCCAGGCCAAGUUGAACAAGCAUGUCCACCCAGACUACCCUUUCCCACCUGUCGAAGACCUCCUAGACAAGAUUAGCAGUGGCCCAGCAGUAUAUGGUUGGCCAGCACUCUCCGAACCCCUGAGUCCCGGAGCCGAGUUGCUCAUCCAGCGCUUGAACGAAUCUACAUCACCACUCUAUCUUUCCGCCUGGGGCGGUGUCAAUACUCUCGCACAAGCACUACAGCAUAUGUCUAACACUCUGUCACCGGAGGAAUCGGCCGCAUUACGAAAACGUCUCCGGGUCUACACCAUCUCCGACCAGGACAACACAGCCGACUGGAUCCGCGGCACGUACCCAGAUAUCCGCUACACGGCCUCGAUCCACGCAAUGAACAUGUACACAACGGGGACCUGGACCGGUAUUUCCUUCGAUUAUGGCACGGCUGUCGACUUCAGUAUAGUCAGCAACCCCUGGCUAGCGGAGAACAUCCAGCUGGGCGAGCUUGGCGCCAUGUAUCCUGAACUUGCCUUUCUAAUGGAAGGAGACACUCCAAGUUUCUUGUAUCUGCUCCAGAACGGUCUCGGAGAUAGGGAACAUAUGGACUGGGGCAGCUGGGGCGGUCGAUACGGACUCGUGAACCUGGACGUGGAUAACCAGCACUAUGUCGACACCAUCGACCGUGUCAUUGGCGCCGAUGGAAAGUUGUACAACACACCUUCUGCGUCGAUAUGGCGCUGGAGGACGGCAUUCCAAAACGACUUUGCGAGUCGGAUGCAAUGGACGCUGCAUGAUGACUUUAGUGCCGCUAGUCAUCCGCCUGUGGUCUACAUCAACGGCUCAUCCGGCCCAGACACCAGGAUCUUUGACGAGGUAACGCCAAACUCGACGUUUGUGCUUGAUGCCUCCGAGACGUUCGAUCCCGACCACCCGGGUGAUACAUCGUACUUGGACUUCGAGUGGUAUCAAUACUGGGAUCCAAGUGCCACUUCUACCAGCGACAUACCGGUGUAUGGCAGUGGGGGACUGCUGAUCGAGGGUCUUUCGGGAGUGAACGGCAGUGCGACGACGAUGCCGUUCAACGAUUCUGGUUUCCAAAACGUCACUGCGGGAGCUACUGUGGUGCGUGUUACUGUGACCAGCCCACCAAGCGAAUUCCAAAGCCUACUGCAUCUCGUACUUGCUGUUACGAGCUGUGUAGCAAAGUACCCAGUUACGAGGUAUAGAAGAGUAGUGUUCAAUCUGGUCAAGUAACUGGGUUCACUAUUGGAGGCAGAUAUCAUGCCAGACAAGAAUCAGUACUAUCCUACAGUAUCACACAUAGUUGACUAGUACAAGGGUAAUCAGGAGGUGUAUUGUUUCAGCCUAAUUGGCAUAGUUCUCCGUAUAAGUAUGAAGGUUUCAGACGAAAUAUUCGAAGUUCAAUGUAGAAUAACAGUUUGUAUUGU
Molecule: messenger RNA, 1682 nt
Organism: Pseudomassariella vexata
Lineage: Eukaryota; Fungi; Ascomycota; Sordariomycetes; Amphisphaeriales; Pseudomassariaceae
Exons: 3
Coding region: 1-1488 (495 amino acids)
Molecular function (GO): hydrolase activity, hydrolyzing N-glycosyl compounds
Source: RefSeq, a predicted model, not a curated record